CUUUCAUUCGCUCGCUGAACUUCGCGGUCCGCGGUCAUUGUCCCCGCGCAAUCUCCUCAUCCGCGAGUUUCACGUGUUUUUCACGAUCGUCCUCGAGCACCCGCUCAAUUUCCGCGUAGUGAAAUUGUGCUCAUUCUCUUCACAAUUUGUUUUCAACUUCAACACCGUUGUGUUCGCUAUCCGGUGCUCGUGUGUGUUCGCUCGAACCUGCAUCCAUCCGGCUCAAAUUAUCUAUAGAUUCACCCUUAAAAAGUAGUAUUCGUGAUUAUUUUGGAAAUCCCGGUUUACGGUUUCCUCCAUCUGGUGUACCGCGGUUAUGAGUGUGUUGACAUCUUGAUGUUGGAAAGUUUUUAAUGGUUGUCUAGGUCGUCCAAGAAGUGCUCUAAUUUCGGUCUACGCCAGUGCGACCCAUCAUUCUUUUCAAUUUUUACGUGAAUAGCAACUGAAUUUGUUUGUUGUUUUAUUUUAUGUGAUCUUAUGGAAUAUUGAGCGUGAUCGGUUCAGGAUACUAUCUUUUCUAUCGAUAUGACGUCAUAGAUAGCAUCCCUCAAAGCAGACUGAGGCAGCUGUUAUCGAUAAACUAUGCGUCCUGCGUCUUAGAUUCGUGCGGGUGGUUUUUUUUGCGAGUGGCCCACAGCCGAGUUUAUCCUUGUUGAGUGUUUACUUUGGUGCGCGAUGGCCAGUGAAAACAUGUCGGUAGCGGCCCCGACUGUGGAGGUGCAGAUAUCGACCCUCCUGGAUAAGAUCGAGGCGAUGCGGCAGGAGCAGUUGCAGGCCGGGCCGCCGCGGCUCCUCCCGAUGCAGGCGGAGAUGCGGACCCUGGAAUUUUGGCGCUCGGUCAUCGCCGAGUGCAUCGCGACGUUCCUUUUCGUCUUCAUCGUCAGCGGCGCCGCCUCCAGCUCCGUCACCGGCGGAUCGCCCACCUCCACCACGCUAGCCGCCGCCUGCGCCGCAGGACUCUCCGUGGCGGCGCUCUCGGCCUGCUUCUACCAUGUCUCCGGGGCUCAUAUCAAUCCGGCAAUCAGCAUUGCGAUGGCUUUCACGAAGCAGAUUUCCACCUUCAGGGCUUUCAUGUUCGUCGUGGCCCAGUGUGGCGGUGGCAUCGCAGGUGCAGCCAUCCUUUACGGGAUAUCGAACCCGAACCACUACGUGAACCUGAACGCACGGGCGAGUCAUUCGCCGUUCCACCUGAGCGCGUGGGACAGAUUCGCAUCGGAGAUGGUUCUCACGUUCGUCGUCGUCUUCACGUACUUCAUCACGACCGACCGAAAACGGAAGCUCUUCAACCGACCCCAUUUCCCCGUCGCCGCCGCCUAUUUCGCUUGCGGACUCGUCGCCAUGCCAUCUCUAAAUCCUGCGCGUGCACUAGGUCCAGCAUUCGUCUUGAACAAGUGGACAGAUCAUUGGGUCAAUUGGUGCGGUCCAAUCAGCGGUGGGAUUUUAGCUGCGUUUAUAUUCGAACAUAUUUUCAAUUCAAACAGGCAAAAGAACUCCAACACAAACAUGGAUGAAGAUUCGUCCAGUAUACACUCUGAUGAAGAUACGUACGAUGAUCUUGACAAACAACGAUCCACCUACAACACUUUGCGAGCGAUACAAAGUGGAACAGAUUUGUAUCGCACUAUGGCGGCUCAUCCAACUUCACCUAAUGGUGUCAUCCAUGGAUACUGCCCGAGUCUCAACUCUGCGAGUCUCUACUCGGCGCCUUCUAAGAUUGAUCGUGUUGAAUCGCUGUACGCAGGUACUAAGUCUCUUUACACCAAGUCGCCUGUGUUAACUCGUGCCAAUCUCCACCGUUCACAAUCAGUCUACACGAAAUCCUCGAACUCUCAACCUAUGGCUCCCAUGGCUUCAGUUAACAUGCGGGAGAGUCCUCCACGACCAGGGCCACUGAUUCCUGCGCAGUCUCUCUAUCCAAUGAGGCUCAACACCAUUUCCGCGCCAUCUCCUUCAAAUAGUAGUGUUUCCAAUCAAAAUCAACAGAAUCAGCAACGGCUCGGAAUGGAGAAUGUUUACGGUGUGAGGUCAGCGAUAAUGAAUGCUACUGGUGUUUAUGGCAAACAGGCCAAUAGCCACCAGGACUCUGGUUACAGCAAUGGUAACGGCAAUAAUCCAAGCAAGCAUUCAAAACGGGAUGACUACGGUUACACCCAUCAUAUUAGCAGUAACCAGAAAGGUACAAGUUGUAAUGCGGGAAUGAAACAGUGUAAUAGCUACCAUACUGGUAUGACACAAGGGUCCAGAAGUGAACACAGCGCGUUACAAAUGCAGCAAAAUCUAGGAAUCCCAACAGUAGGACCGCCACCACCAUACCCCCAGAGUCAACCAGGUUUACAGUACUAAUGAUGUAUCCCUACUCUAGUUCAAUUUUAAUAAGAUAUGAAAUGAAACAAAAAUCUGAGCAACUAUUUUCAGAGGAAAAUAGCAUGUUUUUCAUUUUUAGUUGAACCACUGUUGAUAGGUACUAUUCAAAGUAGUUAAGCUCCUUUUUCAGUAAGAAGUAAUUUCUCUGGAAACUUGAUGACCAAAUUAUUACUUUCACUGAUACCUUUUGUUCCUUCUUUCUUUGUUAUUUCUUUCUAUUUUUUUUUUUUUUUACUCCAUUUAUUUUCUAUCUCUUCAAAUUGUAAUCUCUAUAUGCCCCUCUCGAGAAAAGACCUUUAAUGGGGUACUUCAAAAAAGGUAAAACAAUACUUAAAGAAGACAUUUUUAAUAAUUAAGUUACCCCCUCAACGAGCUGGAUGGAUGUAUCUAUCUUAAUAUACCGACAAUGAAGCUGUUUUUGGUGUACAAACAAGGGGACUAGUGUCGUUAUGCCUCUGAUGCAUUCCAAGAUUAAAACCACCAUUACCUGCUGACACCUGAUGUCAACGCUUUGAAAGAAGAAGCAAAGUUGAUACAAUUCCUUUGUAUAAAAUUUUAUUACCCAGGCUCCUAUAUACUGCAUUUAUCUAAGCCUUAAGAAUCGAACUGUAAAAUUUUUGUUAAGUACAUUUUCAUAAGUGUGUUUGUAUUAUAUGUAAAAAUACUAUGUAAAUUAGUGUAUAAUUCUAUCGGAUGGAGAAAAUAAGCUUUUGGUCGUGGUAAAAAAACAUUUCUGAACAUUCUAAUGAGAGUUUCUCGUGGAUGAACCUUGUUGGACAGUCAACGAAACAGCUUGCAGAUUAGAAGUAUGCAUUCUCAAAAACUUCCACUCACCGUCUACGUGUACAAUAUGUCUACGUAUCAAUUUGCAGUUGUAUUGGUCCCACUCCACUAUCAGUCCUCUUCAACUUCACGAUUUUUUUCAACUUGUGAACCCAGUUUUAGAAUAGGAUUUGAAAACAUCCUCGCUUUUAACCCAGAGGACAAUAACAUCUGUGCAGCAUCCUGCAGGUCUCCUAUCUUUUUUGCCUUGACUACCGGUAAUGCAAUAAAAAAUACAUUUUUCAGCUUAAAGGUGCUUGUUUCACAAAGUUUACAAUUCACAUAGCUGACAAAUGCCAGAAAAUCUACAAAGCCUUAUUUUUAUUUUUUUCACUGGCGUUUCAUUGAUAUAGAAAUUAUGGAUAUGUAUUUUUCUUGCACUUGCCUUGCAAAGGUGCUUUCAAAGGCCCAAAAAUUAAUUGACUGCCAUUUUUUUCAUGUAAGACUUGUUUUUGUAGGUCUAUUUGUAUUUUAUUUUAUAUCAAUUAAUAAAAUGUUCAUUUUCUUCCUUAAAAGAUA
Molecule: messenger RNA, 3705 nt
Organism: Bemisia tabaci
Lineage: Eukaryota; Metazoa; Arthropoda; Insecta; Hemiptera; Aleyrodidae
Gene: bib
Product: MIP channel family protein big brain
Biological process (GO): transmembrane transport; water transport
Cellular component (GO): plasma membrane
Molecular function (GO): water channel activity
Source: RefSeq, a predicted model, not a curated record